Molecule: messenger RNA, 1854 nt
Organism: Stylonychia lemnae
Lineage: Eukaryota; Ciliophora; Spirotrichea; Sporadotrichida; Oxytrichidae
Source: the annotation of a GenBank genome assembly
AUGAAAGAACUAGAAAUAUAAAGAAUGCGCAUGGCCAAUUUGAAUAUGGAUUCAGAUAGAGUUAAAUAAGAAGAAAUAUCAAAAUGGAAAUAAUCAUCUGGAAAAAAUCCAAUUAUUGUGAGAGUGGAAGGUAAUAGGCUAAUUGUUGUAAAGAAUAAAAAAGAAAGCGUUAUUAAUUAGAGUCCUUAAACUGAUGACCUUGCAAAUCUAUAAUCAUUCAUCAAAAGAAAGUCUGAAUUAAAAUUUUAUAAAGAGCAAAAAGCAUAGGAAUAGAUUUAAAACCUCCGUUAAGAUCAUAAAUUGAGAUUAAGUUAACUAAAUAUCCCCAACUCUAACUUUUUGCUAGGGAAGUCAAGAAAUACAGAUUCUACCAAGUUUCAUAAUACUGAAAGAAAUCUAAAAAUUGAUCAAACAAACAUGAGUAAUGAUAUUGGAGAGCAUAUUUUCAUGACAAUGGAUUCCUCAAAGAGAAUUUCUAUUAAUAUUGCAGAUUAGGAAUGUGAAGAUUAUUAAAAUCCUGACUGUGAUGAUAAUUAGUAGACCUUCCAGCAGGAAUAUGAAAAUGGAUUCGAUAGAUUAAUGAGUGAAUACUAAAAUAAUAGCUAAAACUAUCGAUAAAAAUAUUUUAAAGGGAGCAUAAGGUCUACAAAUGAUUAGGAAUCUAUUGAUAGUGAAGACAUGCCACCAAUUAGAACAUUCAAAAUUUAGGAAGGAAGAGUAAUUCCAAUGAGUAUAUUUUAAAGUUCUGACAGUCAUAAAAAGUUUAGGCAUAAUGAAUAUUCAGAGAACAGUGAAGAUGAUUAUCAAUAAACUAAAUCAAUCAUUAAUCGUAAUAGUUUAAAGUUAGAAACUGUGAAUCUUGGUUAGCUAUUUUAAAUAAAGAAAUAAUCAAAGCCAAAAGCAAAAGCAAAAGAUCAAGGCACUUAAUAUUAUGCAAUGAGCAAUAUAAGCAGUAAUUAUGAUUCUAAUUAAGACACACUUAGGAUAAAAGCUUUUCUUGACAAACAAAAGACUACUAUGAAUACACUUGGUUAAUCAAAUAAGGAUAAUUCAAUUGAUCUUAGAGAAGAUAGUAAUUCUCUGAGUUAUCAAGAAAGCUAAAUCUUAGAGGAGAGUGAGAGGAAUGAGCAGAGUUAGUAUUAAGAUAAUUAAAAAUUCCUUUAGCCCUCAUCCAGUUCAGGAAUGAAACCUUUAAAUCUCAGUCAUAUAAAGUCACCCUAAUCAGUGAAUUAAAGGUAUCUUCAAAAUAGGUAUUCAAAUAGUUCUUAUGAUCCAGUUAGGCAGGAUAAGUACGUUCAUCAAAACAGUGAUCUGAUUAAAAGUUUCAGUCCUGAUUAACCUUUAAGAAUGUCUUCAAGAACCAAUGUGAUUGCAUUUUAGAAUCAGCAAUAAAUUGCAAAUAAAAAAUCUACAUUACAUAUGGCUAAAUAGAUAAUUACUAAAAAUGCUAUUAACAAGCUUGGUCCUAAAAGUCCUUCUAGUCACAAGUCAUCUUUAAUAGCUAGUCAAAAAUUUACUGCUACUAAGAAUAUAUUAACUACAGAAAAUAAUUAAAACAUGGAUAAAUCUAUUAAUAAAUCCAUAAUUAAUACUGUAAUAAAUACUGUUAUCAGUAACAACAGUAAUAUUCAGCUUAUUAAAACAGGAGAACCAAUUCCAAAAGGAAAGAGAAGUUAUGCUGACUUUCUCAAAGGUAAGGAGAAAGAAUAGUAUGAUUAGUAUUAGAAAAAUGAAGAAAUUCCUCUUAAAAAACCUCCAAGCUAAAGACCUAGUAUGCAAAAUUUGCCCACGAUUAAUAUAUAGAGAACUGGAAGUAAGAAAUAAAAUUUUAAACUCAGAGGUAAGAAUUUUUGA